Molecule: messenger RNA, 1272 nt
Organism: Durusdinium trenchii
Lineage: Eukaryota; Dinophyceae; Suessiales; Symbiodiniaceae
Source: the annotation of a GenBank genome assembly
GACUAAAGCCCUCCACCAGCACCAGCGCCCUCGGCCGUGACGUGCUCCGCCAUGGCGCCCUCGACCUUGGCGAAAGUCCUGUGGAUCAACCUGGAUCGCCGUGAGGAUCGGGCCGAAGCGCAGCUCAGGAGACUGGAAGCGGCCGGACUGGAGGACUUCAGCGAGCGCUUCGGCGCGGUGGACGGCGCCGAGCUGGACUUCGCCACGGUGCCGGAGGACGUGCUGACGGCGGCGGGCCGGCACCAGGCCGAGCACCCGCCGGACUUUGUGCUUGGCCGCGUCCUAACCCCUGGCGCGAUAGGCCUGUGGCUGAGUUGGUACGAGGUCAUGUGCCGCAUCAUUGAAGAGGCUUCACCUGACGAAUGCUUUCUGGUGGUGGAGGAUGAUGCAGAAUACAUGGAUGGCUUCGGCCCCGCGAUCUUCCGUUUGCUGGAGGCACUGGACAGCUACGAUGCGAGCUGGCACGCCUGCGCGGUGGGCUUUAUUCGUUCGAAGAGCCGAUCGCAGGAGCUGUGCUGGGGCGAUCGCCCACCACGCGCCAAUGAGACAGACCACGUGCUGCGUGCGCCCACAAAGCUUUGUGGUGCUACGGCGAUUUUGGUCCAUGGCCCUUCCGGUGCGGAGGAGAUGCUGGGGAACUUAUUCCCAGUGGAUUUCGACCAACAGUUCGACCUGAAGAUCACUCUCACCCUCCAUGACCCUCGCUCGACGCUGCGCUUCUACUGCGCGGCCACGCCGCUGUGCACCGCGCCCUUAAGCGAAGCUGGCGACAGCGACAUCCAACGGAUUCCUCCGGAGAAGCAGCUGCAGCUGAGGCACGAGGCGGCCGAGCGUCACCAAAUGGGCGACUUACUGUCGACACGGCCGAGCGAGCAAGCCACGAACCGGAGGGCCUCCACUGUUCUGGCUCCCUCUAGGGCGGCUCCAUCCGCCAGCCCGGCACGAGGUGGCUGUUCUGCGGUGCAGCUGGAGUGGUGCUGCCUUUGCCAGCGGCCUCCCCUCACGGCCUGGCCCCGUGGGGGGGCCCGACCUCGGCGUGAACACGCCGGGGUGGCGGAGCACUCGGGGGGCCUUGGAGAUCAAUCCGGGCAGGACACUGCUGGCGAUUCCGGAAAGACCCACCAUGAACUGACGGAAGAAGAGCUAGCCUUGCAAGAGCUACGGGCCUUGGACAAAGGCAUGCCCGAGCUGCGACGGCUGCAUGGCGAGCUUGCAGGCAAGACCCAGCAGUUGAGGUCCAGGCCCUCAAACUUGAAGCAAGUGGAGAAGGAG